UUUGCCUCUCUCUUUUGCGCUCUCGCUCUCUCUCUCUUUCUCUCUCUCUCUGUGUUUGUGUGUGUGCAUAUGCGAUUGGAUUUGUGUACAUUUCCAGUGCCUCUCAGCACAGCGGCGUGUCUGAAUGAGGAACUGAAGCUGCAUUGAGGAAACAUACAGUUCUUGUAGUGAAAAACUCCCCACAUCACAAUCGAUGUACGGGGUUUGUGGUUGUUGCGGGGCACUCAGGCCUCGGUACAAGAGACUGGUCGACAACAUCUUCCCAGAGGAUCCGGAGGAUGGACUGGUCAAGGCCAAUAUGGAGAAGCUGACAUUUUAUGCCCUGUCAGCUCCAGAGAAACUGGACCGUAUCGGGGCCUACCUGUCUGAGAGGCUGUCACGGGAUGUGGCCCGGCAUAGAUAUGGAUAUGUGUGUAUAGCCAUGGAAGCCCUGGACCAGCUGCUGAUGGCCUGCCACUGCCAGAGCAUCAACCUGUUUGUGGAGAGCUUCCUCAAGAUGGUGCGCAAGCUGCUGGAGUCUGACAAACCCAACCUGCAGAUCCUAGGAACCAACUCUUUUGUGAAGUUUGCUAAUAUAGAAGAGGACACUCCGUCGUACCACCGCAGCUACGACUUCUUUGUGUCCCGCUUCAGUGAAAUGUGCCAUUCAAACUAUGAGGAUCCGGACAUCCGUACCAAGAUUCGGAUGGCGGGGAUUAAAGGUCUGCAGGGUGUGGUGAGGAAGACUGUGAAUGAUGAGUUGCAGGCAAAUAUCUGGGAUCCUCAGCACAUGGACAAGAUUGUCCCCUCUCUGCUGUUCAACCUGCAGAGUGGAGAGCGCACAGAGAGCCGCUCUCCUUCUCCGCUGCAGGCGUCGGAGAAGGAGAAGGAAAACCCCGCGGAUCUGACAGAACGCUGUUUCAGGGAGCUGCUGGGUCGAGCCGCCUAUGGCAACAUCAAGAAUGCCGUCUCGCCCGUCCUGAUGCACUUGGACAACCACUCUCUAUGGGAGGGAAAGACCUUUGCUGUGCGUUGCUUCAAAAUCAUCAUGUACUCCAUCCAGUCCCAACACUCUCACUUAGUAAUCCAGCAACUCCUGGUCCAUCUGGAUGCUAACAGCAAGAACUCGGCCAAAGUGCGGGCUGGCAUUGUGGAAGUGCUGCUGGAGGCUGCUGCCAUCGCAGCCAGCGGCUCCGUUGGCCCUACAGUGUUGGAGGUGUUCAACACCCUGCUGAGACAGCUGCGCCUCAGCGUGGACUACGAGUUGACCGGCUCGUAUGACGGCUCCACCAACAUCGGCACCAAGAUCAUCAAAGCUCACGAGGAGCGGCAGCUGCAGGAGGCUGUCAUCAGGACCAUUGGCUCAUUUGCCAACACAUUACCCACAUACCAGAGGUCAGAGGUCAUGCUGUUCAUCAUGGGAAAGAUUCCUGUCCCUGGAGUAAAUUUGACUCUUUCCCCUAACGAACCUGUGCCUCAGGGAACACGAAUGAUUCAGAUUAUGUUGCUCAAGUCCUUGGUACAGGUGACAACGGGUUUCCAGACCACCAAUAUGCUCACAGCAUUGCCAGACACUUUCCUGGACCCUCUGCUGUCCUUCUCUCUAAUCAAUCACCCGGAGGUCCGGUUACUUGUUCUCCAGAUUCUCCUCAGCCUCAUCGACAGGCAUGACAACAGGCCCAAAUUCUCAAAAAUCUGCAUCAUCUCUGACAUCUCUGUGCUGAAACUCAAAGUUGACAAGUGCUCCAGACAGGACAAUUUAUUCAUGAAAAAGCAUGGCCAGCACCUGUGCCGACACAUCUACCUUGGCUGCAAGGAACAGAACAGCGGCCAGCAGCACUAUGAGACCCUCUAUACUCUGUUGGGUCUUCUUAGCGUGGAGUUGGCAAACGAAGAGGUGGUGGUGGACCUCAUCCGACUGGCACUCGCCUUGCAGGACUUGGCCCUGUCCACGGAGGAGGGUCUGACUAUUUAUAACCGCUGUGCUGUGCAUGCCCUCUCCGCCGCCUACCUCAAUCUCAUCUGCCAGCUCACCACCGUCCCAGCCUUCUGCCAACACAUACAUGAAGUAAUUGAGGUGAGACAGAAAGUAAGUCCUUACCUUUUGCCUGAGGGUGUCUUUCUUCAGAAUCCCAAGCUGCCACCUCUGCUGGAGAAGGUGGAAAGUGGUGUUUUGUUUCUCCAGUCGAAGAUUGCAGAGGUCCUGGGAGGAAGUGGUUACAACACGGACCGACUGGCAACGCCCUACGUCCCACAGUACACCGAUGAGGACCGGCUAAUCAAAAGAAAGAGCAUUGGGGAGACCAUCUCGCUUCAGGUGGAGGUUGAGUCCCGAAACAGUCCAGAGAAAGAGGAGAGGACUCCGGCAGAAGAAAUCACAUUUGAAACCCUGAAAAAUGCCAUUGUGGACAGUGCUGGUAUGGAGGAGCAGGAGAGGGAGCGGCGGAGACAAGUGGUGGAGAAGUUUCAGAAGGCACCAUUCGAGGAAAUUGCUGCCCAUUGUGGUGCCAGGGCCACGAUGCUACAGAGCAAACUGAAUCAGAUAUUUGAGAUCACAAUCAGACCCCCUCCCAGCCCAUCUGGAACCAUUUCCUCGGGUUACGGCCAAAGCCAGAGUCGAUCUGUUCCCAUUUAUGAGAUGAAGUUUCCCGAUCUUUGUGUGUAUUAGAGCACAAAGUUUCGCAGCGACGCAACGAAACUGAUUAACUUUUUUUUUAGGUUCAGGGAUGAGCUACCGAUCUUUACUGUAAACUGAUCUCGAUCGUGGAAUCAGACGUUAGAUGAAACUUUAGAGCGAGACACUUUAUAGUUGUGUGAAAAGGUCUUUUAUGGUUUGAUUGCAACCAGAACAAGCUGGCAAAAGUAAUCAAAACACAAUAAACUCUCUUGAUUUACUUUUAAUUGUAGAAACUCCACUGGUUGGAUUAUCAAAUUUAGAGAUUUCCAAGAACUGUGACAGAGAAGCUUUGUGUGUCUCCUGGAUCUGGGAAUGUUACUGGCACUGUAAUCUCUGGAUGUUCCUUGUGUUUUUUGUUUGUCCCAGACAGGGUGCCAUACCUAACAAAAUUAGAUUAACCCAGGGGUGGGCAAUUAAUUUCUUCAGGGGGCCGCAUGAAAAAUCUGAAAUAUGUUGGAGGGCCGAUCCAGCAAUGACUCAAAUUUAAUCUUGACUCAUUAUUCAUUUUCUCAUACCUCUUGUUGUAAUAAAAUAUUUAAAUCAUAUUCUUUUGUUAAGAAGAAUAUUCAGUAAAUAUUAAUAAAAAUUAAUUUGUGGUUUGGCUGAAGUAAGAAUUAAUACUAUCAAAUUAAUAGUUUAAAAAAAUAUCACAUGUGAAUUUAUUUUUAACUUUUUAAUCUCUCCACAAUUGAAAUGGUGUGUGUUAUAUUAAUCAACUGAUCAACUGCAUAUAUGAGCAAUAAAUGGUUUUAAGUGUUGGAAAAAGCCUGACGAACCUGCAGUGCUGCAACUUGAAGGACUAACACAAAAGUACCUCCAAUCAGAUGCAAAUGAAUGGGAAAACAAGUACCACAAAGUACUUUAAAUACAGCAGAAACUUAAAGAGGUACACACACAAAACUAAUAUCACUUUAGGUAACAUUAAAAUAACUCAUUACAAAAUGUAAUUACAAAAUGAAACUGUAAUGACUUGAAAACUUGUAAGAACCAAAACUGAAAUACUACAAGGAAUAGACAGCUUCAAGUAUCUUUGUCCUGGAUUCUCUUAAAUAAACCAACUUUUUUUCCUGUGAGAUUUGGACACCCAUCUGUUGUCAGGCCCACCAGUUUGUCCCUGUUCAGACCCAAGCUUUCCAGACACGCAUUUACCUCUACUAAGAGCUCACUCCCUGUUGUUGUCCCUUUCAUUGUGAUGCCUGCCAGCUCCAGCUGGGCAGUGUCCCGUAUGUCACAGCUCUCAUCCAAAGCCAGGGGAAAAUACCGGUUCUCAAAAUCAUUCACGCUGUCUUUCAGUUGCAGCACCAGGUUCGUCGCGAUGUCCUCAAUCCUUCUCGUUACGUUUGCGGCGGGAGAGGGAGAUGUUCUCAAAAGCGUCUUUAUUCUCAGGACAUAUUAGCACUGCUUAAUAUACUCUCCGUCAGAGAAAGGUUUGCUCUUCCUAGCAAUCUUGUGGGAUAUGACAAAACUUGCCUUGACUGCAGCUCCUCUAGAUGCCAGGCGUUUUGUAAAAAGUGUUUGUUGAGCUUGCAACUUUGAAAAGUUCUUGUAUCUCUUUCUCGUGUUUGGUCACGUGACGGUGGAUAUUAUAUUCCUUUAACACAGCCUCCGCGCACCACAAACUAACACACGGCCUUGCCUUUGACUUCAAUAAAGAAAUAUUUCGCUGUCCAUGCCUUGUUAAAAUGUAGAAUUCGAAUCAACUUUUCUUUUUUACCGUGAGAUGACAUUUUGUGGGGAUCUAGCUGUCACCUGUUGCUGUGCGUUAGCAUUUACGUCACGCAGCAUUCAUAAACGGUGCGUCAAGCCCUUUCAAAAUAAAAGACAGCUGUGUCGCAUGCACACGAAAAUACGGUGUUUUGUUUUGACUGGGGGGACGCGGGCCGGACAGGGAUGCCCAACGGGCCAUAUCUGGCCCGCGGGCCUUAAAAUGCCCAGGUCUGGAUUAACCAGUCUCAUUUUUCUAACAUUUUCUGUUUAUUUAUUUAGAUCUAUACACUAGAGAGAGUAUUUGACUUUUUUCUUUUAUUCAUGAAUAACUCUUGUUAUUCUGUAGGUUUUCUUUGCCUUCUCAGUGUUGGCCAAAAGUGCUUUUUCAUUUUGUGAUGGGCAUUUAAUUCCUUAUUUUUUACUCGUAUUUAUUUUGAUUCUAAUAGUUUCUAACAGAGAAAAGAUAAUUAAAACAAAACCUGUGCCACACGUGACCACACAAACUCCUGAAAUGCAAUGUUUACAACAUUGGAAAAUACUAUAAAAAUAAUUAUUUUUUUCGUCCCAUAUAAAUGUGUAUAUAUAUAUAGAGAGAACUAUAUAAGUCUAUAAGCCUAUGUACAGAGCAGGGAUGUUUUCUGUGUGUACAUUUCUGUUUUUAACUGUCGCUUCACUGGUUGUCUCCAAUAAGUUAAGGGAAAAAAUCUGAAGCAACCAGCAACACAUAAAAUCAAAAUGAGCAGUCUACUUCCGAAACAGAAGCUUGUUCCAGCAGCUUCACCUGGACCUGCAUUAUUACCGCUGCAUCCUCGGCUCUGCAGGAUUGGCUUCCCAGCGGUGCAUCUGUCUUGUCGAGAUUUAAUAAGCCAUUUAGUGCGCAGGAGCGUGCAAAAAACACACACAGGUACAAAAACAAGGUAUAAUGGCAAUAAUUUGGCAUGAGCCUGGUAAACGCGGUCCUACUGUUGGUAGCAGAUUCCUUUGUGCAUUGUCGAAGCGUGCCUCUUAUCGUCGUGGUGCUGUGAUGGCUCAGUGUGUGACGUUUUAAAGGAAUGCACUCCCUCUCUUGAGCUUCUUUGACUGAGUUGCAUCUGUCUCAUUUUAUGUAGAUGCAGAGUUUUUUUUCGUCUUUAAACAUGUAGGGUCAAAUGCGUCCAUCAGUUUACCAAAUCGUUGCCCCCCCUUUUUAAAAAAAUAAAAUAAAAAAAAUAGUGUGAGUGGGCGUGUUUGUUCAUGUGUCUGUGUAAACACAGAUGUGUCUUUAUCGUUGUUACCGGAGACCAAACCCUUCAGACACAGUUUACAGUCUUGUCCAGUGACUGACUCCUCCUGGUUCAUGAAGAACAACCCGUUGAUGCAGCAGCACACAGCUGCCCGAACCCUUCAGUGGCGCAUCGUAAUGCCGUAUUUUCCGAAUCAGAUCUGUAAAUCUGUCUGCUUGUUGUCAUUGCAUUGUGUAAUGUGAUACUAGCUUACGGCAAUUCUGACUUAGUUUUUUUUCUUCAUGACAUGUCUGGUUAAUAGAUCCAUUUGCAAUGUAGUGCUGUAGUACAAAUUGAUUCAUUCUGUGGACUUUGCACUUUAAAAACUGGAUUACCUAGUGACAAAGGCAGCUUUUACAUGGAGAAAAUGCCUUACAUGUGUCAUACCUGACUUUGCAUGCUAGUCGACUCGUAGCUGUUAUACAAUAAAUGUAUCUCAAACCAUGAA
Molecule: messenger RNA, 6073 nt
Organism: Gambusia affinis (western mosquitofish)
Lineage: Eukaryota; Metazoa; Chordata; Actinopteri; Cyprinodontiformes; Poeciliidae
Product: protein EFR3 homolog B
Exons: 23
Coding region: 194-2647 (817 amino acids)
Biological process (GO): protein localization to plasma membrane
Cellular component (GO): plasma membrane
Source: RefSeq, a predicted model, not a curated record